UCGGUUCCGGUGCCGGUGCCGCCAUGCCCGAGGCGCUGUCGCUGCUGUGCCGGGUGUCCGCGCACCCCGAGUCCCGCUGCUGGGCCCUGGCCUGGAGCCCCAGCGGGGCCCUGCUGGCGUCCUGCGGCGGGGACCGGACCGUGAGGAUAUGGGGCCGGGAGGGCUCGGGCUGGGCGUGCCGGGCGGUGCUGGCGGACGGGCACCAGCGCACCGUGCGCCGCGUGGCCUGGUCACCGUGCGGGCAGUUCCUGGCCUCGGCCAGCUUCGAUGGCACCACCUGCGUCUGGAGGCGCCACGAGCACGGCUUCGAGGUGGUGGCCACGCUGGAGGGCCACGAGAAUGAGGUGAAGUCGGUGGCCUGGGCACCCUCGGGGUCACUGCUGGCCACCUGCAGCCGUGACAAGAGCGUCUGGGUCUGGGAGGUGGACGAGGAGGAGCAGGAGUUUGAGUGUGUCAGCGUGCUGAGCGCCCACAGCCAGGACGUCAAACAUGUGGUGUGGCACCCCAGCCAGGAGCUGCUGGCCAGUGCCAGCUACGAUGACACGGUGCGGCUGUACCGCGAGGACGAGGACGACUGGGUGUGCUGUGCCACCCUGGAGGGACACACGUCCACCGUGUGGGCAGUGGCCUGGGAGCGCUCGGGCCAGCGCCUGGUGUCCUGCAGCGAUGACCGCACCCUGCGCGUGUGGCAGCGCAGCCAGGGACACGGCGCUGGCUCGGAGCACAGCUGGCAGUGUGUCUGCACCCUGUCCGGCUACCACGGGCGCAGCAUCUACGACGUGGCCUGGUGUCACCUGACGGGCGCGGUGGCCACGGCGUGCGGUGACGAUGCCGUGCGGGUGUUUGAGGAGGUGUCCCCGGUGUCCCCGGGCUCCCCGGUGACGUUCAGCCUGGCCGCCCACGUGCCGCGGGCGCACGCCCAGGACGCCAACGGGGUGGCCUGGCACCCGCGGGAGCCGGGGCUGCUGGCGUCCUGCGGGGACGACGGGGACAUCGCCUUCUGGCAGUACCAGCGCCCCGAGGGGCUCUGAGCCACCGGGGACGCCUGCGGGACAGCCCGGGGGCCUCCGGGAACCUCCUGUGGCCUCCAGGAACCUCCCGUGGCCUCCAGAACCUUCCCAUGGCCUCCAGAACCUUCCCAUGGCCUCCAGGAGCACCCAAUGUUCUCCAGAACCUUCCCAUGGCCUCCAGGAACCUUCCCGUGGCCUCCAGGAAUCUCCCGUGGCCUCCAGGAGCACCCAAUGUUCUCCAGAACCUUCCCAUGGCCUCCAGACCCUUCCCAUGGCCUCCAGGAACCUCCUGUGGCCUCCAGGAGCACCCAAUGUUCUCCAGAACCUCCCCAUGGCCUCCAGGAACCUCCCGUGGCCUCCAGGAACCUCCCGUGGCCUCCAGAACCUUCCCAUGGCCUCCAGGAGCACCCAAUGUUCUCCAGAACCUUCCCAUGGCCUCCAGGAACCUCCCAUGGCCUCCAGGACCCUCCUGUGGCCUCCAGGAGCACCCAGUGUUCUCCAGAACCUUCCCAAAUGUCCUCCAGGACCUUCCCCAGUCCCCCCAGUGUCCCCAGCCCAUCCUCGCUGUCCCUCCCCAGUUGGGUUCGUGGGGCCGGGGCGGGUUUGGGGUCCCACAGCCAAUAAACCCCAGGAUGGCCCAAAA
Molecule: messenger RNA, 1653 nt
Organism: Agelaius phoeniceus (red-winged blackbird)
Lineage: Eukaryota; Metazoa; Chordata; Aves; Passeriformes; Icteridae
Gene: CIAO1
Product: cytosolic iron-sulfur assembly component 1
Biological process (GO): iron-sulfur cluster assembly
Cellular component (GO): cytosolic [4Fe-4S] assembly targeting complex
Molecular function (GO): protein binding
Source: RefSeq, a predicted model, not a curated record